AUGUCUUUAAACCCAAGCACUCGACUGAAUGGCAUUUUUCAAGAAACCUCGGCCUCUAUUAGCAGUGGAAACGAUGCAUUACGAUACACGGCACCUCGAGAACCUUCACAACAACAGCAGCAACAACAACAGCAAACAGUGGCUCCUGUAGCCUCCUCUACGUCGUCUUCGGUCGUAUACUCUACUAUGGUCUCUUUGUAUCAAUACGACGCUACGGCUCGUAAGUACGUGCAAUUGGGAGCUGCUACAGCUGGAAGUAAAGCUGCUGUAGGCUGUGUUAUUGUCGGCAGGGAGACGUCCUAUAAUUUGCUGUUUUAUAACGCAGCGAAGCAGCAUUUAUGUGCUGUUCCCAUUAAGUUUGGAGCCUUUAAACCGACGCUCCAAGCCAAAAGUUACGUGAAUUUCUACGAUGAACAAAGUGUCAAUUGGUCGGUCAAGUUCUCAGCUGAUGAUCAAGUGGUUGAGUUCAUGCGUCAAGUUUUCUUGGCCAAGAUUCAUAUUGAAAUCUGGGGCAGUGACAAGACCGUGAUCAAGACAAAUCCUAGUGCUUUAAUUCAAGAUGAUUUGGUCUUUGUCAAGCCGGAAACACAACAAGUGACUAGUAAUGAUACAGUUGCAGUAGCAUUUAGUGCGUGGAGAGUUGUCGGCAAUGCCAGCUCAGCACCGGGAGAUGUGGUGACCAAGUACGCACCUUUUGAAAAAGCUGCUGCGGGUGAUUUACGCAAAAUUCGACUUGGAGAAAGCAGUGAACGGAUCAAGGCAUUGGAAGAAGGUAUUGUGGGGAUGAGGAAGGGCGGAAAACGAAUUGUGUUGGCCCCGCCGGGGAAAACAAAUGGACAGGAUUGGUAUCUGCUGGAAAUUGAGUUGUUGAAAACCAAAACAGGAAAUGCGACAAGCCAACGAAAAUCUGUCCCGGCUGCAAAUACAUCUGCAGCAAGCUCAGAAGAAGCAGCUAAAGCAGCUUCCGAUAGGAAGACAACACGACGACGUUCGAGUCCAAACUCUUCCACCGCUACGACAACAUCGUCCCGAUCAAAUACGAUGCGCAGUCUGCAUGAUCGAAAUGACACUGCGAAAAGUGGAGACCUUGUACCAUAUGAUGAAGACGUAAAUAGUAUUGCUGCAAGAAAUGAAAUGGAGCUUAAGGAGCUUCGUAUGUUACAACGUGAGCAACAGCUAGAGCUUCAGGCGCAAGCUCUUGAACGUGAACGGAUGAGUGCUGCUAGAGGUAGUAGUAGCUUCGGGCCUAUGGGCUUUGGUUUAGGUAGUGGCUACAACAGCAAUUUUCCGAGCACAUCGUCGUUGUUCAAUAAUAACGCGCUAGUUGGAGGGCGUCCGGUAGACGCGAUGUUAUCGGAAUUGAACGCCAAGGUGGAUUACCUCAUCCGUAUGGCACCAGCCGCAUCAACUAACUCUGGGUCAGGCAUCGGUGCAGGUCCCAGUGAUGUUGCUGCCGUUAUGCGUGGUGUGGAGAGGCUCGCUAGCGAAAAUGACAGGCUCUUGACUCAGAUCAAUUCGCAACACCAGCAGCAGUCAUCGUACGAAAGGCGUUGUGAGGAGCUAUUGGACCAAAACAGACGUCUACAAGAGGAGAAGCGCACACUGCAGGAACGUUAUCAGUCUGCGGCAAGCUCUCAGCUAAAUGCAACUUCGGAGCUAAGUUCUCUUGCCAGUGCACGGGACGCUGCAGUUACGCAGACAAACCGUUUGCAUGGGGAGUACCAGCAACUAUUGACGGCCUACUACCAGCUCCAGCAGCAACAAGGGCUUAGUAAUGAGACUGAGGAGCACAAGCAGGCAUUAAGUUUUGAACGCGAAGCUCGCUCACGAGCUGAAAAGCAGCUUGCCAAGGAAACACAGGCUCGAUCUUUGGCGGAACAGGAGUUGGCACUUAUGAAGAAACAGCACGACGUGGCUCUGCAAGUGAAAACUUCAGAACUCGCUACUGCGACGGCUCAAUUGGAGCAGCAUGUAAGCUCUCUUCAGGCGCAACUACAGAAGGUAAAUGAUGAAAAAUUACGACUGCAAGCUUAUGCGGAGGAGCAGGCGCAGCAUUUAGUAACGCAAAGUGAGACGAAAGAGCGAGACACACAACAGCAGCUGGAAAAAGUCGUGCAGCAGUUUGCUCAACUGCAGCGAAGGAACGAGGAAUUGACUGGUAAACUGGAUGUGUACUCGGUGCGUGUUCAUGAACUGGAGACGAACCUUGAGUCUAAGGCAGCAACCCCGGAUGCAAAUAAUACUGAGGCGGCGAGCUUAUUAGCAGCUGAAGAGAAACGUCUUUUUGUGGAGCAGAUAGACCUGUUGCAGCAAAAGGUUAAAGAUCUGGAGCAUGAGAUGUAUGAGCAAGUGCAUCAGACUCUGGAGUCUGGUCGCAUGUCAGUAUCUGGGUCUACUCCUCAGAUGGGCUUUGAGGGUGAGUGCGAGAACUGUGCGUCAGUGAAGGAGCGUGAGCAGGCAGCAUCGCGUGCUGUGGCCACCACGGAAGCGAUAAAGCGCGAGGCGCAGGAUAUGUUAGCUGUUGCCACGCAUACUGAAGGAGAUGCCGAGGAGCGUGAGAGGCUGGUGGCUCUUUUCAAAGAGUCUGUAAACGAGAUGUUUUUCCGCUUCCAAGACGUGUUUGAAGAAGAAACAGCUGUGGAUGGUAAACAAGUGCUCACAGCUAUUCGAAAGGUGUUGAAGUCAAGCACGAAGACUAUUAUUCAGCAGCUACAGGUCGCCGCUCCUUCUCAAGAGACUGAGAUAACUAUGGAGAGCGAUAGCAACAUGAGCGAUGGCCCUCCGCCACCUCCGCUGCAAGAUACUUCCGUUGUUCAGGCUGUUACAGCUGUUGAAAGUGAUGCCGAGACCAUCGCUAUUGACGCAGCAAUUGAUCCGACCAAGGAAGAACGGCAUGGGGACUAUGAGGAAAAACCAUUGCCUGUCAUUGCUACAGCUUCUGACAAAGUAGAAAAGCCAAGUUCAGCUGUUGCAGAGGAAGUUUCGAGUGCCACAUUAGUCGAAGCUCCCUUUUUCGCCCCAUCAGCUUCCGAUUCUGAUCAAGUGCACUAUCUAUCGAGUAACGAGAGCGAAAGCGUUUCAGAAUGUCAAGGAUAA
Molecule: messenger RNA, 3096 nt
Organism: Peronospora farinosa
Lineage: Eukaryota; Oomycota; Peronosporomycetes; Peronosporales; Peronosporaceae
Source: the annotation of a GenBank genome assembly